Molecule: messenger RNA, 1210 nt
Organism: Adelges cooleyi (spruce gall adelgid)
Lineage: Eukaryota; Metazoa; Arthropoda; Insecta; Hemiptera; Adelgidae
Gene: Oda
Product: ornithine decarboxylase antizyme 1
Biological process (GO): positive regulation of protein catabolic process
Cellular component (GO): cytoplasm; nucleus
Molecular function (GO): ornithine decarboxylase inhibitor activity
Source: RefSeq, a predicted model, not a curated record
UAUUUUGCCAUUUGUCCAGACGAACCGUACUACACUAUAAAUCCAUUGUUUGCGCUCCAUCGUUUUCAUCUGUGCUUGAAGCUUCGCUAGUGCGAUAUCCAACCAGUUUUCAUCCAAAUUUUCGUUGUAAUUUUUCGCUGUGGAGGUUUUUAAGGCGCUGCGCUGUCAUGGAGAUGAUAUCAAGUAGUAAAAACGGUAAUAGUAAUUUGUUGUCGAUAAUGCGCGACUGGCAAUCCGUGUGUGACGGUAACGGUAACUCCUUUAUGGACGCCGAGCCAUCGCAGUACUCUAUCUCUCUUUGUCCUGGGCCUCAGUGGUGGUCCGAUGUCCCCCAUGCCGCAAUACUAGCCAAACGCAACAGAGAGGGCAGCAGCGGCAUGGGCAAGCAAAUUCUAUCGGAGCUCUCUGUACUGGAAUCAAAACCAGUGCAUGAAUAUGAACUAUUGGAAGACGUCAAGAAGCAUAACAUUGUCAGGAUUACGUUCAAAAUGCAGAUCACGGCUGAAGUGGACAUUCAAUGGGACACCAUACUAUCCGGUGGUAAACUCUACAUACAGGCAACGGACGCACAAAGACCAGUUGGGUCAAAGGAAGGAUUUUUGGCAAUGCUGGAAUACGCAGAAGAAUAUUUAAACGUAUCACACAUUAUUGUUUGCUUUGCGAAGAACCAUCCUGAACGUAACGUGUUAGUCCGUGGUUUUAUGUUUUUGGGAUUUACAUUACAACCACCAGGUCUCAACAAGAUUGUACCACACGCUGCGAUUGACAACUCCAACCACUAUAUGGUUUAUGACGUCGAAACUUAGUUCAUAUGUCUCCUCAAGCUCUUAUAUAAUUCAGUUUCUCUCAUAAAUAUUAAUAUAAGAUAAUUUAAUAAUUCCAAGAAUUUAGUACUUAAAAAAAAAAAUUAGUCUCAUUGCCCGCUGCCAUCUUUUGCCCUCUUUGUUGAUCUUAAAAUUAAUAUAAUGGAAAAAACUUAAUCAUUUAAAUCAUUCAAUAUUUUAAAAGUUUAUUUACAUUAUACUUUUAUUUUAAUGUUUUUUUUUUCCUCGUUAUUUUCGUAGUUGAUUAUAUAAAUAUAAUUUUUUUUUUUUUUUAACAAGAUUGUGUAAAUUGAAUACAUUUUUUUUCCUAAUUUUUCUUAAUUUGUAUUUUUUAGAAUAAGCUUCUUAUGUUUAUGAAAAUAAAAAAUAAAACAAUUAUUAUUAUA